UUUAAGCUUUUCUUCUGGAUGGCAUUGUUUAAUGUGGACUCAACUAUGUGACCUGGACAAAUUUCCAUUAAAGAAAAUGAUAGGAACCUCAAGGGGUGGACACACAGAUCCCAAGAGUUCCCUUCAUUUUUUUCUACAUAGUGUUCACUUGCUAAUUUAGAAAAUAGCUCAAUUUCUCCAGUGUAUUAAGCUUGUGCUUCUUUUUAAACAUGCACAUACACACAUACAUAUGUACAUAUGAUUAUUUUAAAGAAUUUGGAAAAUGGGAAGUUACAGAGAGCAAAAUAAACUCCUGCCACCCAAAUACAACCAUUGCCAAUAUAUUGAUCGAUUUCCUUCUAACACAUUUCAUGUGUACAGUAUACAUUAUUUUCAAGAUCAGAAUCUCAAAGCAUUUAUCAUUUCAUAUUUUAUGUUUUCACUAAAAUUUAUAGCUAUUAUAUAAUUAAUUUUUCCUUGGUUAAAAAUUCCUGAAUAUUACAUAUUUCCACAAAAGUGUUUAAAAUAUAGACAUACAGUUUAAGAAUUAUAAAGGAAAACACUAUAUAAUAAAAACUUGUGUCAGCCCUCCAGAAGCCUCUGUUCUUCCUGUCCCCAGAAUAAACUUAUUCUCUUCACCUCUUUAGGUAACCCUUAUUCUGACUUUGGUGAAUAAUGUAUUUUCUUGUUGUGUUUCAAAAAAAAAAAAUCAAACAAUUUAUCAUAUAUUUAAACAUCCAUAAGUAAUAUAGUUGUGUCUUUUAUAGAAAUUAAAUUGUUCUGGGUAAUAUUGUUUUGAGUCUUGUUUUUUUACCACAAUAUUGCAUUUUUUAGACUUAUCCUUAUUGUUAUAAACCCCAGUUAUAUAUUUGGACAUUUGUUUUUUCUUGUUUUGGGUUCACUUAAAAGAGUUGCUCUAAACAUUUUUAAAAAAGAUUUUAUUUAUUUGACAGAGACCACAAGUAGGCAGAGAGGCAGUCAGAGUGUGGGGGGGAAGUAGGCUCCCCACUGAGCAGAGAACCUGAUGCAGGGCUGGAUCCCAGCACCCUGAUGUGUCCUAUCCAUACGAUGGAAUAUUAUUCAGCAAUAAAAGGGAAUGAAGUUCUGGUAACACACCACAAUAUGGAUAUACCUUGAAAACAUAAUAAAUGAAAAAAAUCUAGUCACAAAAGGCCACAUAUCAUAUGAUUCCAUUUAUAUGAAAUGCUAUACAAGUCAAUAGAGGCAGAAAAUAGAUUUGUGUCUGCUUAGGGCUGAGGGAGGAGGGGAAAAAGGAGAUUGCCUGUUAAUGGGCUUUCUUUUGUAGAAGUGAAAAUGUUCUAAAAUUAGAUCAUAUGGAUAUAGUAAAAAAAAAAUAGAAUUUAUGUAUUUUAAGUGAUUGACUUAGAUAACAUGCAAAGUAUAUCUCAGUAAAGCUAUUUAAACAAAAAUCAAAGCUAACCUAAAAUUAGUGGAGGAGAAUCUAGAUAAAACCACGUUGGCCAUGACCUGAUAAUUAUUGAAGCUAGUACAUGGAGGAUUUUCAUACUGUUUAAACUCUACUUUUGAGUGUGUUUGCAGAUUUCUGUCAUUAAAGGGUUAAAGAAAAAUAGAACUAACCUAAUGCCCAAUGAAGCUAAUAUGUAAUACUAGAAGCAUUCACAGUAAAAUCAGGGAGAAGGCACUAUCAAAAGUAUUAUUUAAUCUUUUUUUCCCCCACUAAAUCCAUUAGAAAACCAGUACUCCAUAGGAAACAACUGCUUUAUUUUUUCCCCAUAACUUCUAUUAAGCUUCUCUGGGCCAGUUAAUUUCCUGCCUCUGGAUAAGUCUUUCAGUCACAGUUGAAAAAUAAACAUUCCUCUGGUUCCUUUCAGUCACAAAAUUGGUCUAAUUUUAGUAAUUAGGAUGUCUGUUUCACUGUACUAAUUUAUGCCAUAAAUUUUAGUUUUUAAAAAAAAGUUAUAAAAGUUACACCUUGUUUUAUGUGGCAAAAACAUAUAGGCAAAGUUGUUGCUGUUGUUAUUAUUAUAAUUAUUAUUUUAGAAAAACUGAACUGUAGGGUAAGAAUGAGGAGUGCCUCUGUGUAUGGCUGAGGUGAGGAGUUCUGGGGGGAUGGGAGUUCACAGACUGUCUUGGGCUUGAGAAGAGAGAAGACUUCAUUAGGGAAGUCUUAGUCCUUCUGAUAAGAGCAUACUGGGUUCCUGAACAAAGGGUACCAUUUGGGUGAAUUUGCUUGAGGACCUGAGUGAGGACCACAGAGGAGGGAUCUCCUUAGGCCGGUCAAAGCAGCUAUGUCUUGGGUUCACUGAAGUGGGACAAGGUCUGGCCUGAAUCACUUGGCUGACGCAAGAACCUGGAUUAAUCAGAUGAAGGAGAGGGAAUAGGAGUCUGUAUUCCUUGGAAUCCACUAGUCAGGAUCCAUUUCUCUAGAGCUAAGGCCUUGGACUUCUGGGGUUGAAGAAGUAGGAUUUAUCCCAUACUCCCACUGACCACAGUUAUGUCAUAAUACCUGGAGUGAUCAGCUGAAAGCCAGUGUGGUUUUCUAGAACAUUUCUUUGCUUCCCCAGUCUGCUUUCUCAGAAUACUAUCCUUUCUCAGGAAAACAGCCCCAAGAAGGAUUCAUCCUCUCCUGAAUACUGAAAGCCAUGGCCCAGGUGUACAAUAUAGUGAUUCAGCAAUUCCAUAUAUUACUCAGUGCUCAUCAAGAUAAGUGUACUCUUAAUCCCCUUCAUUUAUUCCACCCAUCCCCCAACAACCUCCGCUCUAGUAACCAUUUGUUUUUUCUCUGUGGUUUAUAGUCUUUUUUUUUUUCUUUUCUCUUCUUCUUCUUCUUUUUUUUUUUGGUCUCUCUCUUUUUUUCCUUUGUUGGUUUGUUUCAUUUUUAAAAUUUGACAUAUGAAUUAAAUUAUAUGGUAUUUGUCUUUUUCUCUGACUUGCUUAUUUUCCUUAGAUCCAUCCAUGUUGUUGCAAUGGCAAGAUUUCAUUCUUUUUAUGGCUGAGUAAUAUCCCAUUGUCUAUAUAAAUACCAUACCUUGUCCCUUCACCUAUCAAUGGACAUUGAGGUUGCUUCUAUAAUUUGGGUAUUGUAAGUAAUGCUGCCAUAUAAACAUAGGGGUGCAUGUAUCCCUUUGAGUUAAUAUUUUGUAUUCAGUAAUGCAAUGACUGGAUCAUAGAGUAGUUAUAUUUUUAGUUUUUUGAGGAACUUCCAUACUGUCUUCCACAGUGGCCAUACCAGUUUGAAUUCCCACCCUAGCGCAAGAGGGUUCAUGUUCUCCAUGUCCUCACCAACACCUGUUGUUUCUUGUGUUGUUGAUUUUAGCCAUUCUGACAGGUGUGAGGUGAUAUCUCAUUGUGGUUUUGAUUUACAUUUCCUGAUGAACAGUGAUGUUGAGCAUCUUCUCAUGUAUCUGUUGGCCAUCUGUAUGUCUUCCUUGGAGGAAUGUCUGUUCAUGUCUUUUGCCCAUUUUUAAAAAUUGGAUUGUUUUUAGGAUGUUGAUUUGUAUCAGUUUUUUAUAUAUUUUGGAUAUUAACCCUUUGUCGGAUAUGUCACUUGCAAAUAUCUUCUCUCAUUCUAUAGGUUGCCUUUGCAAACUUUGUUGAUUGUUUCCUUUGCUAUGCAGAAACUUCUUAUUUUCACGUAGUCCCAAUAGUUUACUUUUUCUUUUAUUUCCCUUGUCUCUGGAGACAUAUCUAGAAAGAUGUUACAGCUGAUACCAGAGAAGUUACUGCCUGUGGUCUCUCCUAGGAUUUUUAUGAUUUUAGGUCUCAUGUUUAGGUCUUUAAUUCAGUUUGUUUUUGUAUAUGGUGUAAGAAAGUGGUCCAGUUUCAUUCUUUUGCAUGUCGCUAUUGAGUUUUCCCAACACCGUUUGUUGAAGAGACUGUCUUUUCCCCAUUGUAUAUUCUUUCCUCUCUUGUCAAAGAUUAAUUGGCCACACAAUUGUGGUUUUGUUUCUGGGCUUUCUGUUCUGUUCCAUUUGUCUAUGUGUCUAUUUUUGUGCCCGUUCCAUACUGUUUUGAUUAUUACAACUUUAUAAUUUAACUUGAAGCCUGAAAUUGUGAUAACUCCAGUUUUGUUAUUUUUUCAAGAUUGCUUUGGCUAUUCCAGUCUUUUGUGGUUCCAUACAAACUUUAGGAGUGUUUGCUUUAGUUCUGUGAAAAAUGCUGUUGGUAUUUUGAUACGGAUUGCAUUAAAUCUGUAGAUUGCUUUGGAUCCUACAGACAUUUUAAUGGUAUUUGUUCUCCCAGUCCAUGAGUAUGGAAUAUCUCCAUUUAUUUAUUUAUUAUUCAUCUGCAAUUUCUUUCAUCAGUGUUUUAUAGUUUCCAGAGCAUAGGUCUUUUGCAACUUUGGUUAAAUUUAUUCAUAGAUUUUCUUUAAGAUUUUAUUUUUGGAUGUAUUCUCUACAGCCAACAUGGGGCUCAGACUUAAAACCCCAAGAUCAGGAGUCACAUGCUCUACCAACAGAGCCAGCCAGGCAUCAGUGAUGUUCAGUGAUGUGUCUGUAGACUUCUCACAGGAGGAGUGGGAGUGCCUGGACCCUGGUCAGAGGGACUUGUACAGAGAUGUGAUGUUGGAGAACUAUAGCAAUCUGCUGUCAAUGGGACUUUACAUUCCUAAACCUCAAGUUAUCUCCUUAUUGGAACAAGGAAAAGAGCCCUGGAUGGUUGGCAGAGAGCUGACAAGAGGCCUGUGUUCAGAUCUGGAAUCAAUGUGUGAAACCAAGUUACUGUCUCUGAAGAAGGAAGUUUAUGAAAUAGAGUCAUGCCAGAGGGAGAUAAUGGGACUUACAAAGCAUGGCUUUGAGUACUCCAGUUUUAGAGACAUUUUGGAAUAUAGAAACCACUUUGAAAAACAACUGGGAUAUCAAAGUGGGCAUUUCAGCCAAGAAAUACUCACUCAUGAAUACAUGCCCACAUUUAUUCAACAGACAUUCUUUACUCUACAUCAAAUAAUUAAUAAUGAAGAGAAACCCUAUGAAUGUAAGAAAUGUGGAAAGGUCUUUAGUCAGAAUUCACAAUUUAUUCAACAUCAAAGAAUUCAUAUUGGUGAAAAAUCUUAUGAAUGCAAGGAGUGUGGGAAAUUCUUUAGUUGUGGCUCCCAUGUUACUCGACAUCUGAAAAUUCACACUGGUGAAAAACCCUUUGAAUGUAAGGAAUGUGGCAAGGCUUUCAGUUGUAGCUCAUACCUUUCUCAACAUCAGAGAAUUCAUACUGGUAAGAAGCCCUAUGAAUGUAAGGAAUGUGGGAAAGCCUUUAGCUAUUGCUCAAAUCUUAUUGACCAUCAGAGAAUUCACACUGGUGAAAAACCCUAUGAAUGUAAAGUAUGUGGGAAAGCCUUUACUAAGAGCUCACAACUUUUUCAACAUGUGAGAAUUCAUACAGGUGAGAAGCCCUAUGAAUGUAAAGAAUGUGGCAAAGCUUUCACUCAGAGCUCAAAGCUUGUUCAGCAUCAGAGAAUUCAUACUGGUGAAAAACCCUAUGAGUGCAAGGAAUGUGGCAAGGCCUUUAGUAGUGGCUCGGCGCUUACUAAUCAUCAGAGAAUUCACACUGGGGAGAAACCCUAUGAUUGUAAGGAAUGUGGGAAAGCUUUUACCCAGAGCUCACAACUUCGUCAACAUCAGAGAAUUCACGCUGGUGAGAAACCCUUUGAAUGUCUUGAAUGUGGGAAGGCCUUUACUCAGAACUCACAACUUUUUCAACAUCAGAGAAUUCAUACAGAUGAAAAACCAUAUGAAUGUAGUGAAUGUGGAAAGGCCUUUAAUAAAUGCUCAAAUCUUACGCGACAUCUGAGAAUUCACACUGGUGAAAAGCCCUAUAACUGUAAGGAAUGUGGAAAGGCAUUUAGUAGUGGCUCAGAUCUCAUUCGUCAUCAGGGAACUCAUACUGAUGAAUAAUAAAAGUUAAAGCUCUUGUUACCUAACUGAUAUUUUAAACAAACAAACAAAAAAAAUCAUGUUUGGUAGUUACACUUUCACUAUUUUUUGUUUUUAAAUUUUAUUUCGUAUUUCUUUUUAAUUCAAAUGUAUUUCAGUCUAAGUUAUGAAUUAAGAUUCUAAAUUGACAUUUGCCCAUCCCAUGUCCCCCAAUCUUGUACUAAGGACAGUUGUUCAGUAAUUAUUUUCUUGCCCCUUAUUUUAUUUUACCUUCUUGGUGAGACAUUCUUGUUUAUAUUUGCUUGAAUUUAUUUUUCUUCUCUGAUCUAUGUGUUUGUGCUUACACCAAUAUCAUGCUGUUUAAAAUUGUGUGACCUUGUAUUUUUUAAUUGUAGAAUUACAACCUUGUUUUUGAAGUCAGUAUUAAUCUUUCAUUUCAUUUCACAAAUGAAAGAUUCUGAAUCUUUCAUUUCACAAAUUUGUAUUUUCUUACAUAAAAUGGAAAAUCAGAAAACCAGCAACUAAAAACCAAGAUUAACAGUAAUCAUAGCAACUAUCAAUGGCUACUCUGUAAAGAUGAUAGAGCAAACCUCCCAGAUUCUGUUUUUAAAAUCAUGGUAUGCAUGCGUGUUAUCCCUUCACUUGUUUUUAUAUCAUGCCAAAAAAUAUGGUUGCCAUUUUAUUAAAUACAGAUUUUUUAAAUGAGUUAUAUAUACUUAAUUACUUUUCAAAGUGACUUUAUUACUCGUGUUCUAUUUGCAUCUAAAUGUUUGCAGUUAUGAAGUAUGCCCUGAUUUUUGACCUUUGAAUCUUUCUUUUAAAACACCUAUUUCAAUCGCUGAAAUUAUGCACAUUUUCUCCCUGUAAACUAUUUUGUUCCUUUUUAUCCACCCCAAUCUCAUGCUAGAAAGGUAAUUAACCAGUUAUCAAUGUGUUUACAUCUAGUUUUUGUCUUUACUUUUCACUUUUAUAUGUUAGUGGCAUUUUAUUUCUUAUGUAUUAUUAAAGAUAAUCAUGCUGUAUGUGUGGGUUUGUUGUGAGGAUUCAAUGAAUUAAUAAAUGUAAAGUGCUUAGAACUA
Mustela lutreola (European mink) is the source of this 6907-nucleotide messenger RNA. RefSeq names its product zinc finger protein 383 (gene ZNF383). The record is from RefSeq and is a predicted model, not a curated record. The transcript is spliced from 5 exons. Lineage: Eukaryota; Metazoa; Chordata; Mammalia; Carnivora; Mustelidae. Gene Ontology annotation, biological process: regulation of DNA-templated transcription. The coding region runs from base 4368 to 5849 and encodes 493 amino acids.